Oryzias latipes (Japanese medaka) is the source of this 2479-nucleotide messenger RNA. RefSeq names its product putative methyltransferase-like protein 24. The record is from RefSeq and is a predicted model, not a curated record. Lineage: Eukaryota; Metazoa; Chordata; Actinopteri; Beloniformes; Adrianichthyidae.
GAUUGGGGAUAGGAAGAUUUUUGACUGUUUACAAUUGUUGCUGAACAAACAGAACAGCAGACAUUACUUUAGAAGUCCGUGCUGGAAUGCGCCUGCUAUUAUAACUUUCCCCUCGAGGGAGGCGGGGGGUUAAGGAGGAGGUCUGGAGGAGGACUCAGCUGGGACUCUCCUCUCUGCCCUCGGGAAACUGCAGAGCAGGUCACGGCGCCGGAGAUGGUCCUCCACAGAUGAGGUAUGUGGGGCCUCGGCGGAUCCCCCCUCCGCCCCAGAAUCCUGUUGCUCUCAAUCCCGCCGUUCCUCCUCGCUCUCCAGCUCCUUAUCAUCGGGUCCAGGCUUCCCAGAGCGGCGCGCGCGCGGAGCCGCCCGCAGGACCAAGACGGAGCGGUCGCCUUUUCCGUUCUCAGCAUCGAACCGGAGAGGAGCGAACGGCGGCGGGGAACUGCGGUUCGAGAGGAAGUCCGAGAGGAUCUAAGGGAUGCGGGACGAGUUUAUGUAGACGAGAACGAGAUGCACGAGCGCCAGAUCGGACCCGGGGAGUUGGAAGUGCAGCUGUGGGCAGCAGCCACACCAUCCUUUACAGCAGAGGUUAAUCGGAUCGUCACAUACAUCAACACUCCACAGCUGAAUUGCUCCAAGGUUUUAUCUCCAGAGCGGACUCUUGCAUCUUCAUCUCGCUGGAUGCUGUGUGCUGAGGAGUGGCUCCUUCCAGCUGCAGAUAGACUCUGUGUUGCAUAUUCGUUCAGUAUGGAUGGAGGAGAUAAAGACUUUCUGGAGACCGUCUCAAGGCUUGGAUGUGAAAUCCACUGUUUUGAUCCCAGCAACUCCAAUGCAUCUGGUGGUUGCCAUGGUAACAGCUUGGCUAGUAACUGUGGUGACAGAGGCAGAGUCAGCAAGCACAAAAUGUGGCUGGAAUGGCGAGCUCAAAAGAGACGCGGGCGCAAGGCGCGAGGUGACCUGGGCCGCGCCUCCCGAACGCUGGCAAACAUCAUGGCAGCUUUGGGACAUCACACAGUAAGGGGCGCGCCAGCACUCAAGCAAGCGCACUCGCACACAGGAGAAGAGGAAAAAUUUAGAGAAAACACUGCCAAACAAACAUACCAUGGAGUCUUUUACCCCAGCAUACUCAGAAAGCUCUUUUACUUUGAUGUUGCCAUAGCAACAGGGCUCUGCGCCAUCUCUGGCUGCUAUAGCAACAGCUUCAGGGAAUCACGCAUGGGUUCCAACUUCGUCCUGCAGCCACAAGAGGGAGUAAGACACCUGCAGUUCAAGAAAGAAAGUUCUGAGGACGUUGUAAUGCUGGCAUGUUUGUUUAUUGUACUCUUUAUUUAUGCAUUAGUAUAUAUAUGAAAAUGUCAUUUUUUUAUAGCAAAAAAAAAGUUCGUAUUUUGCUUGUGUUACAGCGUUCAUUUGUAGUUGUGUUGUGUGGCAGAAGUCGUUUAGAUCUUCAUGGCACAAUUCAAUAGAACUUUUAAAAAUUAAUUUUAUUCUCUUUAGGUCCAUUUUUUGUAUGCUGACCUCUUAAGUGCUGAGUGGCGAGUUUUCCAGAACUGGAUCGAGGCAGGAACCCUUCAGCAUGUCCGUCAUCUGGUUGCCACCAUACAUUUGCACUGGGCAGGGUUUGAAGUGGGAGGAUCAGAUGAGGAGGUCCUUCGCUAUUGGUACAGUGUUCUUUGGGGUCUUCAAGCUUCUGGACUCAAGUUGGUUCACAGCUCUGCGGGGGAGAGCCAUGCUGUCUUGAAACAGGCAGUAGCAAAUGCUUACAGCUCCUAUACACUCAGCUGGGUCAACACGCAUCACUGAGACUCAUUCAUGCACUGAUAUGAAGUUGUGCAAACUUGCAGGUUAUGUCAAGGCAGAAUAGAAAGGUUGCAGAUGAAGUUGCUUGCUUUUUUUCUGUAAUCCACAUAAUCUCACAUUAUACCUCCCUCUAGUGGACAUAAAGUGAUUUGCAUUACUUUAAGCAAUCCAGUGUGGAGAAUUGGACAAUGUCAUCAUGUUUAAUUGUAGAAGGACAUUCUGCUAAAUUAAGUAAAAGGAAAAUACUAUAUUGCCAAAGUAAAAAUUACUUUUUUGUCUGACUUGCAAUGCCAAAAGUACCAGGAAGUUCUUGACAAUUCUUUCUUCUUUCUUUUGGCAAAUACAGAUUUUUAUUUGAAUUAUACACAGUGGAAGCUCUUUUGUUUUAAUUUUGAUCAACCUGUUCAUGUAACGCAGAUUAUUCAUAGAAUUUAAUUUAUUUGUGUGCAUCUUUGUCCAUUUUUCAUGUGUAGUAAAUCUAAAACAGUGGAAAACCUGGUUGUUAUUGACUCCUACUGCUUGUAGGAGAAAUGUUCAAAUUUAACUGGGGCAUUUUUGCUCAGUUUUAUGCUUCAUAACUGGGAAGAAAGCCCCAAAAAACAUGCAUGAGAUAUGCAGUCAUACCACAAUAAAAACCAGAUGCCAACAGACAGCCUGUCCUUGUUUGUCCUCUGAAAAUAUA